Molecule: messenger RNA, 1589 nt
Organism: Pimephales promelas (fathead minnow)
Lineage: Eukaryota; Metazoa; Chordata; Actinopteri; Cypriniformes; Leuciscidae
Product: thialysine N-epsilon-acetyltransferase
Molecular function (GO): N-acetyltransferase activity
Source: RefSeq, a predicted model, not a curated record
UUCCGUCUCUAAGCUUAAGUGCCGCGUGAGAGUCAGAGCACAUAAACACAUCUCUUCCGUUUCAUAAUAUUAUUCCACGUUGGCACACACUCAGAUUUUGUUGCUCAGUGUGUUAUUAUUGUUGAACACAGGAUGGACUUCACAAUCCGGGCCGCCACGCUCGAGGACUGUAAGGACAUCUCGCGGAUGAUUCUGGAACUGGCAGAGCAUGAGAAAGUUUCAGACCAGAUCAAGAUUACACAAAGAGAUCUGGAGCAGGAUGGAUUCUCCAAAAACCCUUUUUUCCAUGGAAUUAUUGCUGAAGUGCCGGAGCAUCUUAAGUCCAGAGAUGGUCAUACCAAGGUUGGUUACUCACUGUACUUCUACACGUACAGCUCAUGGAAAGGUCGGUCUGUGUACAUGGAGGAUCUGUACGUGAUGCCAGAGUUCAGAGGGAAAGGCAUUGGCAAGGCUCUGAUGGCUAAAGUCUCCCAGCUUGGCCUGGCUGCUGGUUGCACUCAGCUGAAUUUCACUGUGCUGGACUGGAACAAGUCAUCUCUUGACUUCUACCGAAAGCAGGGCUGCUGGGAUGUAACCUCCGACCUCGGGUAUCACUGCAUGCGCUGUGAGGGUGAUGCCCUUCAACACUUGGCACAGGGGGACCUUUAAAUUUUGAAGCACAAUGAUUCCCUUGUCAACCCUAGUCCAGAGCCACAAGUAACAAGUUGUUUGAUAAGCACAGGAAGAGAGUAAUCUGUCAAAAUAUAGACUACAUAACCGUGCUCAUCUCCUAUAUCAAUUUUUUGACAUCGGAGACGAGAAACAGUACAGAGAACAAAUGCCAGCAAAUGAUACUGAUUAAUUUUACGUAUUUAAAUUGUGAAAUCUGGCCUAACCAAAGAUUCAGAAGUGCACUGUUGUGUUAUUGGGAAUCAUGUAUUGGACAUAUUAUGACAUUAUCAUUUUUCUACCAAUGGAAAAAGUGGAAGUGAAAUUGUUACAGUUGGUACUGUUACCUUUAGAUGUUCUAUUUAAAUAGCCAUUUUAGUGUUUAGCCAUAUGCGUCAUGUAAUGUGUACAUUUGAAUGUGUUUGCAUAAACAUCUUGUCUGUCUAGCUCACAAAUCCACCUUAUCUGAAAAUAUGCACACAAGUAAUGUUCUUAAACUGUUACAAUAUGGAAAAUUGAUUGGUUCACAAGAGUCACGCAGCCACCCUAGAAGAUGAAGAUGUGUCUGUUUACGUUUUACAUGCACAGAUAUGAGCCACAAACUGGAGAAAUGCACUACAAUUGUAAUUAUAUUAAGAUGAAUCCUGUGUUAUUGGUUAGUGGAAGCAUGGUUGGAUUUUGCUUUUCUGAUUUUUGUGCAUUUUGCCUUUUAGAAACCUAAUAUGUUUAUAUUUAUUGCCCAAAGGUCUUUGGCAAGAAAAGCCCGUGCUGUUACUGAAUACAACACAAAACUGAACAACAUACAACUCAUAAGUACCUCAGUCUUUAAUGACCUGCUAGAGAGAAAUUAUUUUGUUGCACUUGUAGAACUAUUGCUGCUGUAUCCAAUGUACUGUAUAUUAUGUUCUUUCAGUCAUCAAUAAAAGUACAUGUAUGCGGUU